Molecule: messenger RNA, 1362 nt
Organism: Lucilia sericata (common green bottle fly)
Lineage: Eukaryota; Metazoa; Arthropoda; Insecta; Diptera; Calliphoridae
Product: cytohesin-1-like
Exons: 6
Biological process (GO): regulation of ARF protein signal transduction
Molecular function (GO): guanyl-nucleotide exchange factor activity
Source: RefSeq, a predicted model, not a curated record
GUGAUUAUUUAGGUGAAAAUAAUGAUUUCAAUAAGGAUGUCCUUAAGGCCUUUGUGGCUUUACAUGACUUUACAAAUUUAAUACUGGUACAAGCUUUAAGACAAUUUUUAUGGUCAUUUCGUUUGCCCGGUGAAGCUCAAAAGAUUGAUCGGAUGAUGGAAUGUUUUGCUCAACGUUAUUGUCAAUUAAAUCCCGAUAUAUUCACCAAUACCGAUACCUGUUAUGUUUUAAGUUUUGCCAUUAUUAUGUUAAAUACAUCAUUGCAUAAUCCAUCGGUCAAAGACAAACCCACUGUUGAACAAUUCAUUUCUAUGAAUCGUGGCAUUAAUAACGGCGGUGAUUUGCCUCGUACCCUACUCGAAUCUCUAUACGAAUCGAUACGAACCGAGCCAUUCAAAAUACCACAAGAUGAUGGCAACGAUUUAAUGCACACCUUCUUUAAUCCCGAUAAAGAGGGUUGGCUAUGGAAACAGGGUGGAAGAUACAAAUCCUGGAAAAGAAGAUGGUUUAUAUUAAACGACAAUUGUUUAUAUUAUUUCGAAUAUACAACGGAUAAGGAACCUAGAGGGAUAAUACCAUUAGAAAAUAUAUCGGUUCGCGAAAUUCAUGAUCGCAGUAAACCUAAUUGUUUUGAAUUAUUUGCUACUGGUGGAGCAGAUAUUAUUAAAGCAUGUAAGACUGAUUCUGAAGGCAAGGUGGUUGAGGGUAAACAUACUGUCUAUCGUAUGUCCGCCGCUACCGAAGAAGAACAACAAGAAUGGAUAAAACGUUUAACACAAUCCAUUAGCCAUAAUCCUUUCUAUGAUAUACUAGUACAAAGAAAGAAAAAAGCUUUAAGUAAAAGUUAGUAUUAGCUUUAAAAGAACUACGAACACAACAACAAAAUGCUAUCGCAAUACAUUUAACAUUACUUUAGAAGAAGCAUUAGAAAAACAGAAAGAAAAACAAACUCCUCCUUAUCCAAAAAAAUUUAAUGUGAAGAAAACAACCAAGUGCAAAUUACUUUAAUUUUGCUUUUGAGGAUCUCAUAAAUUUUUGUAAACAUUAUUAAUGCGCUAACAUUGAAAGGAUUUAGGUUAAUUUAACACAUAACACGUCACGCCGCCAUACGAUCACAUCUUUAUAACAGAUUUAACAGAAUGAACAAAUGUUUUCGUUUUUUUUUGUACUCCACUCUAUUCUACUCAUGUUGUUAUUAAGUUUUAGUUGAAAUUUAUGAAACAUUUUUUUCCAAAUUAUAGGUUUUUGUCCACAUUUUUUCUUAUUUAUUUAAUUUUUUUGUAAAAACUUUUUUUGUGUGUUUAGUUUCUAUGUAAUAUUUUUAUUAUUUCCCUUUUUUACUUCAUUUGCUUGUCUUUUUCU